Molecule: messenger RNA, 6708 nt
Organism: Pseudophryne corroboree (corroboree frog)
Lineage: Eukaryota; Metazoa; Chordata; Amphibia; Anura; Myobatrachidae
Gene: LARP1
Product: La ribonucleoprotein 1, translational regulator
Exons: 19
Coding region: 252-3296 (1014 amino acids)
Biological process (GO): positive regulation of translation; mRNA stabilization
Cellular component (GO): cytosol; cytoplasmic stress granule
Molecular function (GO): RNA cap binding
Source: RefSeq, a predicted model, not a curated record
ACCUCCUCCCCCCUCCCUGCAGGGAGCGCGCACGUCGGCGUGUCUCAGAGCGCGUCCCCGCACAGUCCCAUCGCGUGGUCUUCCUUGGCUUCCAUAUUGCAGCAGCCGCGGUGACUUCGGGAGGCCGCCCGGUGAUUGCUUACCCUACGCCUGUUGCCCAGAGCGCUCUGCCCGCGUCCCUGCACGCCCUGUGAGAACAGGAAAGCCCGGGGGUCUGACACCUCAUCCCCGCCCGGGUGGUGGUGGGGGACAUGGCGACUCAGGUAGAGGCUCCGCUCUUGCCACCGCCGCCCCUGCAACAGCAGCCUCCAGCGGACAGCGAGGUGGAAGAAAGGCGGCCGCCGGAGGGAGGGAAGCAGGAGCUGGGGCAGGAGGGCGAUGAAGCGCUGGGGCGCAAGGAGUUUGUGGAAGCUCCUCCGCCCAAGGUGAACCCAUGGAUCAAGGCGAGCGGUGGCCACGGAGGGCCGGUCAAUGGGCAGCUCCCGGCAGACCCUCCUCUUCCUACCAAAGUGGUGAAAGCUGGUAUUCCUAGGCCACGGCGAGGCAGCAAGGUUGGAGAUUUUGGUGAUGCCACCAAUUGGCCUACGCCUGGAGAAAUUGCCCACAAAAGCACACCGCCCCCUACAAAGUUACAGCCAUCCCGGAGAUCAUUUGUAAGGAAGGAAAUGAAAGAAGAGAGUGCAGACGGGAAGGAGAACCAAAGAGUAAAAUCUGAUGAGUCCAGCGAGGAGAAGAAUGGGGAUGAUGAUGGGUCACGUUCAGCCCACAAAAAGAAAGGUACUGUGUCGGGAAAUAAACACAAAUGGGUUCCCCUGCAGAUUGAGAUGAAACAGGAUGGACAAAGAGACAAAACAACUACAAGGAACAACCGUCAGAAUGAGCAGCAGCGUCACACUUUAAAUCGGAGUGACCCUAAAGCUUGGUAUCCAGAUAAUAAGCAGGAGAGGGACUGGCCAGACUACGAUGACACCUCUAGUGUAAAAAGUGAGGGAGCAGUCCGCGGUGGCUUCAGAGGAAGAGGUCGUGGACGAGGGAGGGGGCGAGGACGUGGGAGAGGAGGCACGCGCUCUCAUUUCGACUACCAGUAUGGAUACAGGAAAUUUGACGGUACAGAUGGGUCUCGAGGUCCAAAGUAUCCCAGUAAUAUCACCUAUUACUACGACAACAUGAGCAGCUCGGAGCUCUACAGCGUUGAUCAGGAACUGCUGAAAGAUUACAUCAAGCGGCAAAUAGAAUAUUACUUCAGUGUGGACAAUCUACAGAGAGACUUUUUCCUGCGGAAAAAGAUGGAUACCGAGGGCUUCCUGCCUAUUGGGUUAAUAGCUAGUUUUCAUCGUGUACAGGCUCUGACCACUGACAUUGGGUUGAUUGUCAAGGCACUAAAAGACAGCAAAGUUGUGGAAAUAAUUGAUGAGAAGAUCAGGCGGAAGGAGCAGCCAGAUAUCUGGCCCCUGCCUGGUCAGUCUACUGGUGACGCUUCUCAGACGGACUUCUCUCAGCUUAUCAACUGUCCAGAGUUUGUUCCCAGGCAAGGAUUCCAGAAAGAGACAGAAUCUGCACCUGGAUCCCCACGUACCUCCAGCCCCAAUAUGGCCACAAAGUCCAAGGAAGUCAGCAACCUGAAGACUAUGCCAAAAGGGCUUUCUGCCAGUUUGCCAGACCUGGAUUCUGAGAGCUGGAUAGAAGUCAAAAAAAGACCACGGCCUUCUCCAGCCAGAACAAAGAAGCUGGAGGAAGAGAAGUCCCCACAGCAGACCACCCCUACCCCAGUGACUCCUCCAAAACCACCCAAAGAGCAGGACGAGCCAGAAGAGCUGGAUUUCAUGUUCGACGAAGAGAUGGAGCAGAUGGACGGCAGGAAGAACACCUUUACGGAUUGGUCAGACGAGGACUCUGAUUACGAGAUUGACGACCGGGAUGUAAACAAAAUCCUAAUUGUCACGCAGACCCCACCUUCACUUCGCAAGCACCCCGGCGGAGACCGUACCGGCAACCACACAUCUCGGGCCAAGAUGAGUUCAGAAUGGGCGAAAGUGAUUAACGACGGUCUGUUCUACUAUGAACAGGACCUGUGGACGGAGCAGUUUGAGCCUGAGUACUCACAGAUUAAGCAAGAGGUGGAGAAUUUCAAAAAGGUGAAUAUGAUCAGCCGGGAGCAGUUUGUCACUUUAACCCCGGAACCCCCUGUGGAUCCUAAUCAGGAAGUUCCCCCUGGACCCCCAAGAUUUCAGCAAGUUCCCACAGAUGCCUUGGCUAACAAGUUAUUUGGUGCUCCUGAACCUUCCACCAUUGCCAGGUCCUUACCAACCACUGUCCCUGAAUCCCCAAAUUACCGUAACGCUCGGACUCCACGCACACCACGAACGCCCAGGCUGAAAGACCCGACGCUGACUCCUCGGUUUUACCCUGUAGUGAAAGAGGGCAGGACGAUUGACGCAAAGACGCCGCGAAAGAGGAAAACGCGUCACAGUUCUAACCCACCCAUGGAAUGCCACGUUGGGUGGGUGAUGGACUCAAGAGAACACCGGCCACGAACUGCGUCUGUGAGCUCGAACGCCAGUCCAUCGGAGGGGGCACCAGCCUUGAGCAACUAUGGAUGUACACCUCAAUCUCUGCCAAAGUUCCAGCAUCCUUCCCAUGAGUUACUGAAGGAGAAUGGAUUUACACAACACGUUUACCACAAGUACCGCCGACGUUGCCUUAAUGAGAGGAAACGGCUAGGCAUCGGCCAGUCCCAGGAAAUGAACACCCUCUUCCGUUUCUGGUCUUUCUUCCUCCGAGAUCACUUCAACAAGAAAAUGUAUGAAGAAUUUCGACAGCUUGCUGUGGAGGACGGGAAGGAAGGAUACAGGUACGGAUUGGAGUGCCUUUUCCGAUAUUACAGCUACGGUCUAGAGAAGAAGUUCCGGGUGGACAUUUUCCGAGACUUUCAGGAAGAGACCAGAAGGGACUAUGAAACUGGUCAGCUAUACGGACUUGAAAAAUUUUGGGCCUUCUUGAAAUAUUCCAAAGCCAAACACCUGGACAUUGAUCCAAAGCUGCAGGAAUACCUGAGCAAGUUCCGCCGGCUAGAGGAUUUCAGAGUCGAUCCACCAAUGGGAGAGGAUGGAGGAUCCCGAAGGCGCCAUUCAUCAACAGGCGAGGGCAGAAAAAGAUACCCUUCUCAGUCUUCCAGCAAAGGAUCCACUCAUCAGGCCCAAGCUUCAUCCCAUAACCCAACAAAGGAGGACGCCAAAGGACAUAGCCACCCCUCAUUUGCUACAUUGGAUUCCCAAACACCAGGAGGGGGGAAGUAAAGCGGAUUACAUUGGAAAAGAAUGAUUGUUUUGGGGGAGGGAACACAAGGGUGAAUUCCUGGAUGUGCGAUGAAUUUGUGGUUCACAAACAGAAUGGGCUCCCCGCCACAUCUCACGGGCUUUCAUUCUACAAAAAGCAGAGACUCCAUGUUUUGGAGCAGACUGACUGUUCCCGCGGCUUUCCUGUAAGGGUGGCAUUGCUUAUACCCAAAAAAAGGAAGAAAAUCUUAGUUUGCUUAGGGGUAUAAAAUUUUAGGCUCUCCCUUCUUUUUUAUUUUUUUAUUUUUCUUUUAGCAGGAACCUGGUGGAAGGGGCUCGAGUUGGGAGGGAGAAUUUUUGUUUUUUUAUUUUCCUUUUCGUUCUUUUAAAUUAUUGAAAUUGCUACCCUCCCCUCUGAGCAGGGGCACUCUGGGUGGUGGAUUGAGUGCAGGACUCAUCUCUGCUGAUUGCUGGACUGGCUGUUACAGGCUUGGAAGGACAAAAUAUCAUCACUGGCAAAAGAAAACAAUCAAGUGCUUUGAAGCCACCUGGGGUCCACCUGGUGUGUGGGUGGUUGCGAUCGAUUCCUCUCCUGGACGCAAUGUAGAGGGACUGGCUGUCCACUUGGUGACAAAGUUUCUCUUGGCUUGAUUUCUUCCCACAGCAUGAUCAUUGAACACCUUUACACACAGCUCACCACUUUCACAACAGCCCUGCGUUCAUUUCUUUUAUUUUUAAAGAUAUAUAUAUAUAUUUUUAUUUUUUUUGUUUUAUUGUUACUUCAGACUGUGAAAGAUAACUACAGAAAAAAAAACUAUGGAUGCAUAUAAAAAAAAGGAAAAAAAACACGUAAAAACAAAAAAUGACUGCCUUUACUUUCCCCUUAAAGUUAUACUAGGAAAUGACAAAGCAAACAGUACAAAAAGUUGCCUUAUUGUAACCUUGAAACUCGCAGCGAGCUGACCUUCUUUUCAGAUAUGGUGGCAGCCAAUAAAAACAAGGACUGCAGAUCGGUGACGACAAGCAAGCAGUUUUGGGGGUUUUUUUGGCUUGAUUUUUUUGUUCCUCUCAUCACUGCCACUUAUUUCAACGGAGAUGAUUUCUUCAUGUUUGCUUACCCCCCGCCCAGUGCGUUUCUGGGCAUUUAUAAAACUAUGUUCCAGUAAAUGCAGAGAGAACUUUUUUUUUUUUUUUUUUUUAACCCCCCUUUCCCUUCACUUCUUUGUGGGACGUAUGGAUUUAAGGUUAUCUUAUCUGUAUUUUUUUUAUAUAUAUAUAUAUAUAUAUAUAUAUAUAUAUAUAUAUAUAUAGUUUUUGCAUCUGCUGUGUCUUUGGGCAUCUACAGGGCUUAAUUCUACCAAAUGUUGGCAUGGUGGCUAGCAUGGUGAUCCUACAUUGUACGACCUGGCGUCUUUGUAGGUUAGGUGUGAGUUUAGAGCACCAAUAAACAGACCCAUUUUGACUGGUUAGCCAUAAUCACUGCCACGGUUUAGUAAGUAAGGCCUUGGUUCUCAAAUUGAAGUAAGAAUGUGGUGUUAACACUCACACUAUGGAUACCUGAGAGAAGUUAAAAAAAAAAAAGGUAAAAAUGUUUUUAUUUUUUGUGUAGCGGCAUGACCUAUACUGCCAUUUCGUGCACGGAGAAUUUUCAUUGCAUUAUAUAGGGAGAGUCAGGGAAAGGUGUAAGGUGGCCAGGGUACCCUAAGUAUAGGGUAAUAUAGUUGUGAUGACCAAGGCAAAGAUGCCUUGAGCUGUUCAUGUAGAGAGAUGACCCAUAAGCCUUUGUUUCACCAUUAACCUUUUAUAAAAGUGAUCUCCAUUUAGUGAUGGUUAAAAUAUACCUGCCUCCUGCAUGCAAAAGAAUGCAGCCAUUUUAUAGGUGGAGCCAAAAUUCUUCGUAAUGCACCCAGUCAAUGAAUUAGGCAUUGGUAAAAUCACUAUCAUGGUGCACUGAGGGAAUUGAUAGGCUAAAUAUUGAUUUAGCCCACAGAAUGGCUGCCCCGCUGCCUUUUGGCAACAGGUAUGCUUUAAUGGCAAGCUAGAAGAACCUCUUUGUGCAUCAGCAGUUGCUGGAUUGAAUCACGCUGGAGGUGGUUGUUUUUUCUUUGGUUUAAUUGUUUUUACCCCUGUCCCUCAACAAGUACAAAGUCGAUAUUCAUGCAAUAUGGUUUGAUUGCAUCAAAUAAAUUUAGGGCUGGAUCCUUAAGGAAAUACUUUUUUGUUGAUUACAUAACAAAUGCUAAUGGUUCCCUUUAUUUUGCCUGCUGUUAAAAAUGAAUUCACCCAAAGCAAUCACCAUUGCUGGUGUUUAGUUGCCAGCAUGCCAUUUCUCCCUACUUUUUAUAGUAGCGUGGUCCACUGGGGGGGGGGAGGGGAGUACAGGUGUGGGAAGAGAUCUUGGAAUCCUUUCAAAGACAUCUUGAUGGUGCUUUAAGAAAACCUCUCAAUACCGCCUCCUUCAUUUAUAUUGAAUGCAGAGGAAAGGGUAAUCGUAGCCCAAAAUGUGGUUUUGGGGUCUGUUUGUGAUAAGGAACUUAUAUCUCCUAAUAUGUAUAGAGAUAUAAAUAUUAUAUAUAUAUUUCAGACAUGAUAGCUGCUCGCAUCCUUUUUUUUCCCUAGCCUACGUCUUGUUUUUAUGUUGGAAAUUUGACUGCAGUUUUUUGGCUUAAACUGCUCCUCCCUUGAUUUGUAUUUGGCAUUAGGCAAAUGGAAGGAAUUAAAAAUUUCCUCACCUUGUUGCUCCUUAUAAGAAACUUUUAAUUUCUUUAGUACUGGUGACCUUCACUCUAUAACGGUACCAGGCUACCUAGCGUCAGCACAGGAACUUCUUCAUACAAUUUUCUGAAUUUUAGCUUUCUCCUCCAAAAAAAGACACGUAGUUGAUGCAUUCUGACAAUUAUUAUUUUUUAUUUUUAUUUUUUGGCUCCCAGAUGUUGACAGAGAGUGAGCACAUGUUCAGACGUUCUAGGUUUCACAACGCUUUGGGCCUUAGACUCAUUCUCAAAGCAUCAUGCACUUGGCUUCUUAAAUAAUCCCAAUUACCCCCCCUCACAAAUCCCUUUUCAACACUGAAAUACCACACACGCAAAGGUCACUGAUUUGACUUAAUCCAUGCAAGCUGCUGCCUCCCAACAUGGAAUGCUACAAGUACAUAAUCUUGCCCGUUAUACUCCAAUAAAUCAUAAGAGUACAGAAGAAAAAUUUUAAAACCUUUAAAAAAAAAAAAUAAAAAAAGAAAGAAAUAUAUAUAAAAUGUAAAAUACUUGAAUGAGCGCUUGUAUUAUAACAUUAAUAUUAUUCAGAGUAUCCAUUCUUAUUGCGUUUAUGAUUUGCUUUAUAGCUGUGCUUUAGUCAUGGUAAUUUGUGGUAAUUCUACUUUUUCCUUUUUAAUACAAAAAAAAUGUAUAAAAUAAAAACUUAAAGACCAAUUCUA